AUGAAUAAUGAUAUUCUUAAUAUAAUUAUAAUAUCAUCUUUAAAAGAUGGAACUGGUAACACUAUACUUGCGAAUAGAUUGAAACUCAUAUUCGAAUCUGCAAAUAAAAGUACCAGCCAACCAAAAACUAUAUCAAAUAAGCAGUACAAUGUAAUAUUAUUUGAUAUAAACAAGACAAUAGAUAAUUUAAAUGAUUUACUACAGUCUUUAGAUAAUCGUUGUAAUGGUAAUGGUAUUUAUUUACUUGGAAUCAAUGCAUAUAGAGUUGGUCAUUUAAUAAAUAACUUAAAUAAGAAGUAUCUUUAUUCAUUGAUAUUUGGUGGUACAGACUUGAAUGUUGCCUCAAAGGAUGAAGCAAAACAAAAGAUAAUGAAUCAAUGUGUAGGUGAUGCAAUUCAUUUGAUUUGUUUAUCGGAUGAGAUGAAAUCAAAGGCAUCUAAACUAUGGCCAAAUCUAAUAUCUAGGAUGAUUGUCAUUACACCCUCAGUGAUACCAAAUGUAACAACCACAACAACCUCACCAACAACCUCAUCAAUAUCUGAUUCAAUGAACUAUUACCAACUAUUCACAAACAAUGUAAUACAACCACCAAUACCAACAGACACUAUCGAAGAACUAUCAUCUAAAUCAACAAUGAAAAUACUGUUACCAAUUGGAAUAAGACCAAUCAAAGAUCCGCUAUUCUUACUAAAAGAUUUCUCUAAUUUUUCAAUUAAAUAUGAACAGCAACAACAACAAAGUAAUAAUAAUAAUAAUCAACAACAACAACAACAACAACAAUCAAAAUUCAAAAGAAUAGUAAUGAUAAUUAUUGGACCAUGUUUAGAUGACAGUCUAAUGAAAGAAUUACUAUCAACAAUUUCACAAUGUAAUAAUAUAUAUUAUACAAGUAGUAUACCUCAUCAUCAGUUGCUACAGUUGAUAGCAGAGUCUGAUGUAGUUGUGAAUAGCUCUAUCGACGAAGGAUUACCAACAGCGCUGAUGGAAGCAAUGCAUCUUGGAACACUUACAUUGGCAAGAGAUAACAGUGGCAACAAACAUCUCGUAGAUCAUAUGGGUAAUGGAAUCAUCUUCAAAACUCCAAGUGAAUUUACAGAACAACUCGAAUUUUAUUUAAAUACAGCAAAUACAGAGCAUAUCCAUUCUUUAAUUAGCAAAGCAAAACAACAGAUCGAUACUAAAUAUUCAUCAGCAAAUGAAAUUUCACAAUAUUUAAACUUAUUUAAAUAA
Messenger RNA from Heterostelium album PN500, 1230 nucleotides. RefSeq lists its product as uncharacterized. The record is from RefSeq and is a predicted model, not a curated record. The coding region runs from base 1 to 1230 and encodes 409 amino acids. The transcript is spliced from 2 exons. NCBI's taxonomy places the organism in Eukaryota, Evosea, Eumycetozoa, Acytosteliales, Acytosteliaceae. Gene Ontology annotation, molecular function: glycosyltransferase activity.